AUGGGCAUGGUUUCUUAUCCGCAUGUUAUUCCCAGGGUUUUCCAGAGGCUAACAUGCGAAUGUAGCGUUGCGACUAGAGAAUAUGUCGUAGUCAAAGGACAAGAACCCCUUCGUCAACGUUGCGUGAUCGGGCCUGGAUUCUCUCGCGACAAUCAAGGCGUGUUCUCCACCGGUGCCCGCUCAUCCCUUGAGUCGGUCGCAGUACCUAAGGUACCUCCAAAGUUCCAAUAUGGCUAUCUGACGAGGAAUUAUCUUGUUGAUUGCAGCAAUCAAACUUACCCAGUAGCUCAUAGCAUAUUUGAUCCUUCGCGUUUACUCAUCUCAUCGUUCACUGGCGCGAAAAAUUUCGGGAAUAAAACACGAAAGCUUGGGCGGAUGGGAGGCAUUGGCCGCCGCGGCGGUGCGGCGCCGGUCAUCGGCGAUGUGGGUAUGUUUUCGCCGGGUGGAUCACGAACGGCGUACAAGACCGGCAUGGUCGGCGUACGAAAGCUUGGAAGGCAUCGCCGCCUCCUUCUCUCCCUACAGCGACUAAAGGUUGCUAGUCUUCAUUCUCACGCGAAGAACCUGCAACGAUACGCCUAUAGCUUCAUUCCAGUUAAUGUACUUUCAGUGGAAGAUUUGGCGGCCCGUAGGAGUGGAGUCCGGAAGACGAGAACGGUUCGGUGGGGCCAGUCUUCCGGAAGGAGGCCGGGGCCGAACUUCAACGACGACCCGGAGAGUCCCUUGGGAAACCACUUUCAGAGGUCUUUUCCGGCUGCGCAAUAUUCUUUGCAUCAGAAUCCUUGA
Molecule: messenger RNA, 786 nt
Organism: Colletotrichum lupini
Lineage: Eukaryota; Fungi; Ascomycota; Sordariomycetes; Glomerellales; Glomerellaceae
Exons: 6
Coding region: 1-786 (261 amino acids)
Source: RefSeq, a predicted model, not a curated record